UGCCGUCGGUGCAGUGUUCAGUGGCCAUAUUUGUUGAUGUGUCACCUCAACUGGAGUUAACAUAAGGACGGUGGACACGCUGCGUUGUGACUACCUUUGUAACAGUCGUACUGAAUGGACCUGACAUAACGGGUGUGGAAUUUUAGGAGAGCAUGGAGCAGUGUGACGGUCAGGGAGAACAGCACCCCACUCCCGAUCCUCCUCACGACACAGACGUCGACUCAGCAUGCACAGGGCCGUCACAAGUCAUCAGAGAUGGUACUGGACAGGAGCUUAAAGGUGUUGAGGACGAUGUUGAAGCUGAACAGGACAGUGUCUUGGACAGCAUUCAGUCUGAUGGUGUUGAGAGUGUAGGGCUGAGGCUGGACUUCUCCACAUCAGACCAGGAAGGAACGACUGCAGAAGAUGAACAGGAGGAUGUCAUUAACAGUUGUGACAGUGGAACCGCCUCCAUAGAUGAUACCAGGACUCCUCCAGCUCUUCCUAACGGACUUAUAGAGACAGUGCCUGCUGUACAGGACGGGACAGUAGAGGUUGUGCUGCCUUCCAGUCAUCCCGAGGACCGAAAAGUGGCCUCUUCUAGUGCUCCAGAUGAUGCAAGAGAAUCUUGUGAGUCAAACAAUACACCUUCACAUGAAGUAAGUCCAUCAGGGGAUGCUGCCAAACCUCAAGGUCUAAGCAGUCAAACUAGCAACGUGACCAACUCAGAUUUAGCAGUUUCGCCAGAGCAUGAGGCUAAUCACUCAAACUCUGUGUCCAGUGCUAACCUGUAUGAUACAGACUGCAGCAGGAAGCUAAUGUCUGAGAUCCAGCGCUCGGUUUCUCAGGAAUCUCUGCUGGAUGAGUUGGAGUCAGAGCUGCUGAGCUGUCAGGUACUGGAGCAAGGCAGCAGCAGAGCGAACCCUCCGAACGGUCUGCCCAAGGAUCAGGGCUCCAUGGUUGUGUUUGAGAAGUGUGUCCAGUACAAGUACUCGCAACAGGAAAAGGCCAUCAAAAGAUUGCUGGAUGAGAAUAAGAAACACCAGGAGUUGAUUCUGGGCAUCUGCUCUGAGAAAGACAACAUGAGGGAGGAGCUUAAGAAGAGGGUGGAGACUGAGAAACAACAUCUUUUCACUAUUAAGAAGUUUGAGAGCAGGGUGGAGGAAUUAUUGAAGGAGCUGAAAGAAUCCAAGGACAAACUGGUUCACCAGGACCAGGCAGCUAAGAACACGAUUCAGCAGAUGCAGAGGGAGAUGUCCUACCGCCUUGAGCAGGCUGGUAAGAAGUGUGAGGAGGCACGCCAGGAGAAGGAGGCCAUGGUUAUGAAGUAUGUGCGAGGGGAAAAAGAGGCACUGGACCUCCGUAGAGAAAAGGAGCAAUUGGAGAGAAAGCUCAGAGAGGCAACAGCAGAGGUGGACAAACAAGCCAGGAGGGGGAACCAGCUGGCACAGGAGAAAGGACGGCUUCAGCAGCUACAUGACGCCAAAGAGAAUGAGAUGAGCAGGCUGUCUCGGGAACUGGAAAAGCUCAAAGAUGAGAUCAACUCUCAUAUCAUCAAAGUGAAAUGGGCCCAGAACAAAUUAAAGAGUGAGACGGAUGCUCAUAAGGAAACAAAGGACAAGUUAAAAGAAACGACUGCCAAGCUGACCCAAGCGAAAGAGGAGACCGAACAGAUCCGCAAAAAUUGCCAAGACAUGAUUCGAACCUAUCAGGAGUCCGAGGAAAUUAAGUCUAAUGAAUUGGAUGCAAAGCUGCGGGAGACAAAGGGUGAGCUGGAGAAGCACAAGCAGGAACAGACAGACCAGCUGGAGAUGCAUCGAGCCAAGAUUAAGGAGCUGGAGGAUCUAAAGAGGAGCUUCAAAGAAGGCAUGGAUGAGCUUACCACUCUAAGAACCAAGGUCAAAUGUCUGGAGGAUGAAAGGCCUCGAUGGGAAGAUGAGCUAUGUAAAUACAGAGAGAUCAUUAACAGACAGAAGGCUGAGAUCCAGAACCAGCGUGAGAAGCUGAGGGACAUUCAGAGAUUAGAGGAGCAGCAUCAGAGAGAUGAGCAGGAGAUGGUCUCUUUGAGGGAGGAGGUCGAGAGUGUGAACUUGCAGAUCGCGGACCUACACAAAGACGUACAGGGUGGCCGAGCGCGAGAGGCUGAGCUCCUGGCCUUCAUGGAGAAAAUGACGAGUAAGAAUGCUCAGCUACAGUCUGAGAGCAAUGGCCUGCAGACUCAGCUGGACCACAUGAUCACUAACUCCAGGGAGCUACAGAGCAGACUGGAGGAGACCGAGAGGGCCCUGACAGACAUGACAGCAAGGCUGAAGAGAGAGGAACAGCGAAUGCACAAUGAAGUCCAGGCUCUACAGACAGAGCGAUCUGCCUUGCAAACCGAGAUUGUGCAUCUGAAGACGAAAGUAGAGGAGCUGAGAGACGAGCUGGUUACACAGAAAAGGAAGCAAGCAGCCAACAUCAAGGAUUUGACAAAGCAUCUCACACAAGCACGCAAGAAGCUGGAACAGGUGGAGAAUGGAGGCUGUGAUCGUGAGGGCAGCAGCAUGGGCAGUCGUUCCAGUUCCUCAGGAUCUCUUAAUGCUCGAGGCAGCAGUAUGGACGAUCGUUCUCCUGAGAACCAGUCGGGUUCGUCUGUGGUGGUGGUGGACAGCUUUCCAGAGGUGGACAAGGCCGUGUUGGUGGAACGUAUCGUACGGCUACAGAAAGCCCAUGCACGCAAGAACGAGAAAAUCGAAUUCUUGGAGGACCACAUCAAGCAACUUGUGGAGGAGAUCAGGAAAAAGACAAAAAUUAUCCAGAGCUAUGUGCUGAGGGAAGAGUCUGGAGCGCUCUCAUCCGAGGCGUCAGAUUUUAACAAAGUCCACCUGAGUAAGAGAGGUGGCAUCAUGGCCUCUCUGUACACAUCACACCCUGCUGACAGUGGACUCACCCUUGACCUCUCAUUGGAGAUCAACAGGAAGCUCCAGGCAGUGCUGGAGGACACGCUGCUCAAGAACAUCACACUGAAGGAGAAUCUCCAGACCUUGGGUUCAGAGAUUGAGAGAUUGAUUCAGCAGCAGCGACCAGUUGAACCCGGCGUCAGGAGAAAAUGACAAUAGUGCUCUCAGCGGAGUCAUUUCAGGACAUCACAAAUGUGGACGUGUUUACAAGAGUUCAGGUGCUCUGAAAGACCAGAGGUUUGUGGCUAACCCAGGAGGCUGGCAGGGAAAAAAAACACACACAUACAGCCUUGCUCUUUCAUUCUGAUUGACAAGCUGGGAAAAGAGAAAGGCACAUCUCAAAGCGAGCGAUUUCUUGGAGGACUUGAGUCCUCUCCAUCUGCUUGGUUAGACUGUCUUUCCAUCAUCACUCACCUGUCUGGUGUGAGCUUCUCCAUCGAAUGUACCUACUGUACCUGCUCUCCAAAGUUCAUAAAAGAAUUGCACAUAUCACCCCAGUGAUUUGUAAAUGUGUAAACCUGGAUAAUGAACGAGCGCACACAUAUGUGAUGAAGGUACUUCCACUUUCCUCUAAAUAGCUUGACCCUAAUAAUUGAGAAAAAGAGGCUUCAUGGUGCAUUUUUGAAAUCUUCAGACCUGCUCCACAUCAUUAUCCUGCUACAUUAAGACCACUGCUUCCUUUUCUGGCCCCUUAUGCUUCUGUGCCAAUUACUGAAUGUGUGUAAAGUGCAGACACUUGUGCAUACUCCCACAUGGUGGCUUGAGAAAGAGGAUAUUUUUUUGCCACAAGAUUUUCUUUCAGCUAGAUGCCAUUUUUUUCUGCAGGCUGAGUAAAGCACUUAAAAAAAAAAAAAAAAAAAAAAAAAAAAAGCCAAAUAUUACACCGUGUGCACUUUUUCCAAUAUUAGGUGUCUUGGUACAGUAUAAAUCAUAUUAAUCUUGAUGGCAUUGGGAAUAAUUGAAUAUAAUUAGCAUUGGUCUUUAAUAAGUGAGCUUUUUUUCCUGCUCUAAAUUAAGUUCUUAUUAAAUCAGUGUUGUGUUUUUGUCCUGCCUACUGAGACGAAUUCAAUGUCUGCCAUUUGUUAUAUGGAAAAACUGUCAGCAUUUAUAUUUUCACUCUUCUCCUCCCUCUCGCUGUUUUUUUUUUUUUUGUUUCAUUCUGGAAAGCUGUUGAGCGGCUUAAUUAAAGAGGCUGUUUUAAGGGAUCAGUGGAAAAGGCAGAUUAACGUUAGUGUAUUGAGGAAAUAAGUGCAAUUCUGUUAUUUCAUUCUGUAUGUGGCAGAGGGGGGUGGUGUUUUUCCCCUAAAACAGGCCUGAGCUGUGAUCCCCACAGCAACUGUCCCAUUUAAGGCCCUAUAAAGAAUGAAUUUGUGAUGGCAAAUUCCUUCGGUGGAUUGAAGCCAGACUGUAUGCUUUCUACAAGCUGUAUUCGGACUGCCUGGGGAGUUGCUGGCCUAGAGAUCUCUGCUCUGCAUAUUUAAGCGUUAGAAAGAACUGUGUCAUUAGCUGCUGCUCGUGGACUCCUUUUGUCUUUAUUCUUAAGCUUAUAUAGAAGGUAAACAGUGAAGGAUUAUUUAGGAUGUGGCAAUAUGUACAGGGACCAUGAUUUGACCUACCAGCCUUUUCCAGGUAUUAAGCCCAGACAUAUGAAUUGUAAACCUUUGCCCCUACGCUGCAAAGAGGGAUUAAUAACCAUGUACCACAGUACAACUUGAGGCCAAUGGUGGGAUCUUCACCUUUCCUCUCUACACUCCAUCAUCCUAGACACACCAGAGACGAAUCCUGCAAACAAACAAAGAGGAAAAUAUUGUGCAAUGUGAGCAGAGAAAUUUGCUUUGGAGCAUGAACUCCAAGAUAAACACUGUCAAUGACUGUUUAAGGGUCUGUUUCAUAAUUUAUUACGUUUCCCUGUUAAACUGUCUUAAGUAUGAAAUGACAAGAAUUAUCUUUUGAAGUAUGUGUAUGAGUGUUGAUCAAAACUGAUGAAGUGGAAAAAUGCCGUUGAAUCUCUUGCUGAUCUGUCGUCUGUGCUCUGUUCAAUUAACGUAGUCAGACUGUGAUUAUACAAACUUGUAGAUACGAUAUGAUGUGAUGUAAAUUGUUUUUAAAUAUAUGAAUCUGGAUUCCUUUCUGUAAAUAUGGUGCUUACAAGGAAUUAAAAAAGUGAAAACUGA
Messenger RNA from Ictalurus furcatus (blue catfish), 5092 nucleotides. RefSeq names its product coiled-coil domain-containing protein 186 (gene ccdc186). Gene Ontology annotation, molecular function: small GTPase binding. Gene Ontology annotation, biological process: vesicle cytoskeletal trafficking. Lineage: Eukaryota; Metazoa; Chordata; Actinopteri; Siluriformes; Ictaluridae. The coding region runs from base 153 to 3071 and encodes 972 amino acids. The transcript has 16 exons. The record is from RefSeq and is a predicted model, not a curated record. Gene Ontology annotation, cellular component: trans-Golgi network.